UUAUAAUAUAAAAAACUCGCUUGUACUUUGCAAAUUAAUCUGCACUCGGAACCCUUAAACUUCUCAUGGUUGCAGACGGACUCAAAUUCAAGCGGACGUUGUUGCCACAGGCAGCCGCUGGCGUUGUUGGAGUUGAACUAGCUGCUGUUUUUUUUCUCGAAUUUCUCCACAAGGAAACAAAGGUUGAACAAAUCUGAAUACUACAGACGACCAGGUUGUCAUAAACUACUUUGUAAUGUAUUUCAACUACUGUCUCUGCAAACUGCAUAAAUCAUCCAACAAAAAUGCAGAGGGGAUUAGCGUCGUUUAAUCGUCAUUUUGAUUACGCGCUACUGGUUACUACGGUCCUUUUUUCUAAUGGCGUGAGACGACACUUGGGACGAUCACCUUCAUGAGAGAUUUAACAAGACGUCUUCCCGCACUUCAUCGUUACUCGCAAUGACGGAGCGCUAUCCUUUAGCCGAGAAGGCGAUGUCGGAAGGCUACGCUCGACUCCGGUUCAAGGACACUUCGCUGCUGAUUUGGCAACAGCAGCAGCUGGAGCUGGAGAAAGCGCCUCCGACCAAUUACCUUAGCCGCAGUCAGAGCUCGUGGUACAGCCAGUAUGGAAACCAGGCAGUUGUGAUACAGGACAAAACAAGACUGAAAGAUUCUGACAGCACUGGACAGUCCCGGAUUUGUGUUGUUAUGUGAUAGUGUUAUUUUUGUUAUGACUGAUAUCACACAUAUUGGAGCGUUUCUGUCAAGUCAAAAAUACUGUCCACACGUCAUUAUUCAGACAAUCUCGUGGGCAAGUUUACACCGAGCUUCAUGAGCAAUGCAUCAGUAUUUUAGCAUUUAUAUAUAGUGCAACAGCAGUAUAGUUUGAGGAGCAUUGUCUGCUUAUUAUAGUUACAGACGAACGAGUAGCAAAACUCAAUUUAAACAAUGUUAUCCCCAGAAAAGUGAACACGUAGUUUCUCACUGGAUAUCCCAGUGUAACAAAUUGCGCAUGUCUUUAGUUUUUUUUUUUUUAAGUAUGUUUGCUGUUCCUUAAGACCCAACUAUAUUAUAUACUUAACACUUUCAUUUAAUGUAGAAACAACUACAAUUGUAUAAAUGUGAAUUAGUUACUUGUUCAAACAACUAUUAUGUUUACAUGUAUAAGAUUUAUAUGAGACAGAGCAAUCUUAACACUAAUGGACUCUUUUAAGUAUUAUAUGUGCCAAUUAUGCUAGCUUUAUCUGAAUAUCAGAUGCUUCCAAAAAAUGUUCAUGUGAAAUCAAGAUUUUAAUGGGUUAACAGACUUUUAUGACCUGAAGUUGGUAUAUUUUAACAACUUGACCUCAUUAAGCUUCCCAAAACAGUAUCUUACUCAAAUCUUACUAUUGUGUUUUAUGUCUUCUAAAAAACAAAAGCAUUAAGUGAACUCAAAUAAAUACAUCUAGAUAGUAAAAAUACA
This is a messenger RNA of Megalobrama amblycephala (Wuchang bream), 1441 nucleotides long. RefSeq lists its product as uncharacterized. Lineage: Eukaryota; Metazoa; Chordata; Actinopteri; Cypriniformes; Xenocyprididae. The record is from RefSeq and is a predicted model, not a curated record. The transcript has a single exon. The coding region runs from base 439 to 693 and encodes 84 amino acids.